This is a messenger RNA of Girardinichthys multiradiatus, 3424 nucleotides long. Its product is annotated as retinoblastoma-like protein 2. NCBI's taxonomy places the organism in Eukaryota, Metazoa, Chordata, Actinopteri, Cyprinodontiformes, Goodeidae. The record is from RefSeq and is a predicted model, not a curated record. Gene Ontology annotation, molecular function: RNA polymerase II transcription regulatory region sequence-specific DNA binding. The transcript is spliced from 14 exons. Gene Ontology annotation, cellular component: nucleus; chromatin; transcription regulator complex. Gene Ontology annotation, biological process: cell differentiation; regulation of transcription by RNA polymerase II; negative regulation of G1/S transition of mitotic cell cycle. The coding region runs from base 108 to 1679 and encodes 523 amino acids.
GUUUUAUAUGAACUUCCUCCAUCAGCUGACUGAAAGCCUCGUUGCGCACCAAAGUAAUGCGUUAGUUGCCCCCUCCUGCUCUGACCGCCGUCGGCCAAGAGUUCACCAUGGCAACCACACCUCAGCGUGAUGUAAACAAUCCGAGGCCUGGCACCAAAGACCACCUGAUCACUCUGUUCAGAGGCCCAAUGCAGGGAAUUGAAAUUAGACUGGAAGGCAUGCUGCGAGAGUUUUUUCAACACCAGAGGAUGGAUAAAGAAAAUAACACAACCAAAGAGCUGGAAGAAAGCUGCUGCUUAGAGGCCACAGACUGCUAUUACAACAUCUUGGAGCACCUUAGCACUCGGGAGACGGCUAGCCCAGGUGUCAGUAGGGUCUCUGAUUUCUUGGAGAAUGACUUGGUUCAGCGCUGUCUGGUGGCCUGUUGCUUGCAGAUCGCCCUAAAAUCACACUGUCUAUUCAGCGAUAUCACUUUGCUUCUCAAAGUGUUCAAACUGGAUGCAUACCUUUUCUUAAAGGUGACUGACAUUUUGCGGUUAAACCCGGGUAAAUUUAUGGGAGUGGUCAAGAGCAUUAUGCAGAUUCAUACAAGAGUUUUAGAGAGCUUGGUUUGGGUCAGAUGCUCCUGCCUGUGGAAGGAAAUCAGGGCCAAUGGAGGCUAUCUACCUUCCUACAAACAGCUGAUUUUGCCAACAACAUUCGAAGGUGAGCGGACAGAUUUACAGCCAGAAUCUGACCCACAACAAGAUGUUAUGAUGGAAGCGGCGCCCUCAGCCAGCGCAGACCACCAGCAUUCCUCUUCAGCUCUAAACAGACCUAAGAAGAAACCGUUCCUUCAUCGGUUUGCCAGCAUGGUUUACAGUGUGCUGAAAGAGCGUUUGAUGGAGCUGUGUUCCAAACUGGACAUCUCUGAUGGGUCGAGGAAAAUGAUGUGGACCUGUUUGGUGCACUCCCUGGUCCAGCACAAUUCCCUCAUGGAAGACCGUCACCUGGACCAGCUCCUCAUUAGUGCAGUCAGCAUUAUAGCAAAGGUUACCAAGAACAAGCUGAACUUUGAGGAGAUAGUAAAUCACUACAGGUCACAUGCCAGCGAAAGUGUUUGCAAGGACAUGCUGAUCUCAGAGGCAACUUUGGAAAAUCUUCCCAGUGAGAUGAUGGAUCUUGAAAACCUUAGAGCUGCUUUACCGACCCCAGAAGCAACCCCAGAGGAGGACAAGAGAGGCAGUCUCCUCAAUUUCUAUCGGGCCUACAGCAAAGAAAUGCAGGGGUUUGCUGACAAGUUUGCCCCAACGUAUGGGGGAGAGACUCCUCCGAUGUCUCCAUUCCCUCAACAGAAGAAGAGAAGUUACCGCCCAUUCAAGGGCCACAACAUCACCAUCUCACAGUUAAACAAACAAGAAGUCUCUCCCCUUACUCCCAGAAUGACCUAUGACUUCAGCAAAAGCCCCUCAGAGUGUCUGCGUAAGAUCAACCUCAUGGUCAACAAACGAGGCCGUGCUCUAUCAUUUGAUACAGAGGAAGGAGAAGAAGGGCCUUCAUCCAAGCAGCGUUGCUUGGAUGAGGGACCGGUUUUGCAGAAUCUUCUGAGGGCCUUGGUUAAUGAUCGUGCAGAGGUACAGAACCAGGGCUGGGUAUCGCAGAAAGACCUGAACCAGCCUGACAAUACAGGGGAGCAUUAGGUCUCACUGUUCUCCAGUUUUUGCUCAUCUUGCAGGGAUCUGUUCCAAUGCUUCUCUUUUGAAUCACAUUUUCUGUCGGCUCAGUAUCCUAGAAUUUAAAAAUUUAUCGUCUUCUGUUUUGUGCUUUUAAAGGAUUUGGAGUACUUCCAUGCAUUAUGUUGUCAGGUCCGGUAACUUUUAAGUGUCAACAUUUACUGCCAGCUGACCCUUUUCAUUGUCUCUUUAGAUAUUUCAAAAAGGUUUGAAUAUGGGAUCUAAUGUAGCCAUUUCAUAACCAUCAACUUGAGUUGAUUCCUCCUCAAAGUGGAUGUUUUAGAAGCAGUAAUAACCGAUAAGCACAAAUUUGACAGAAGCCAAAAUUAUGAUGGCUUGACAACAGGGUCAGAGCAUCCCCAAAACUGGAGCUUUAGUGGAAUGUUUCCAGUCUGCAGGGGUCUGAAAAAGCGUUCCAAGGAAGGAACACUGCUUAACUGGCCAAAGAUCACUGAUGCAUGUGGGCAACAAUGGCCAGCUUAUGUGCUACAUAUCAGCCACUGUAACCUUACAAAGCUGACAAAGUCAUUGCUGUUUCUGACCCAAAAGUUUCAUAACACACAGCACUUUAUAGUUUGUUGCAUAUAGGCCUGCAAAGGUAGAGAGACCAGUCAAGGUGCCAUGCUGACACCCGUCCACUAUAGACAACAAGGGGCCCUAGAGCAUUAGAACAGAACAACUGAGCAAUCAAGGACGACGGAGUGGUCUGAAGAAUCACGUUUUGGUUUACAUCACAUGGAUGGCUGAGUCUUUGAGUUUGUUUACUUCCAACAAGAUGCACUGCGCAAAGACGGCAAGCCAGCAGGGACAUUGUGAUGCAUUGUUCUGCUGUGUCCUUCCAUCCAUGAACAGUAGAUGUUACUUUAACCUACCUACAGAGGUAUUAUUUCAGACCAUGUAGACCCCCAUGUGGAAAUGGUGUGUCCCUGCUGUGGUCUCUUUAAGCUAGGUGACACAUCCUACAAUAAAGCAAAAAUGGUCCAGGAAUUCCCCAGAUCUCCAUCUAACUGAGAAUUUGUGGAAUGUGCUAUAAAAGCAAGUCCAUGACGGAGCUUGCAGCAGCUAACAACGUGGUGCCAGAUACCAAAAGGAUUAUCUUCAGGGAUCCAGUGGAGACCACCCCUUUGGCGAGGCAGAUCACUAUUAUGCAGGUGGUCAUAGUUUUAUGCUUAAUCUGUGCAUAUGGAGAUUUUUUUUAGCUUUUAUAGGAGUUUUUAAGAUCCAGAUAUGAGAAAUGUAGCUCAUUCAGAUCUAUUGUACCUACAUUUUGCAUUAGGUCAUAACUGACUAAGGAUUUGUGUUUCUCUUCACUUAAGAGAACUCGAUCCUUAACUUUUAUACUUGUGGUUUAAUACUGUGCUAAAUGUUAAGGUUUAUUAUGUUUCCUUUUCUUCAGUUCAUUGUUUAUUCAUGUAAAAUGAUAAUCAAACAGCAAUGUUUACUAUUUCCAUUUGCCAUGCCGCACUGUUGCAAGUAAGAGACUUUCAUUUGUCCAAGUAUGUCCAAGAAUUACGUUAUCUUAUUAAAUGUUUGUAUAGUGAACCAUAUAACAGUAUUUAGAUUUUAUUGCUCUUUGAUCUUGCACCAGAAAGAUUAUUUCGUUUGAGAGUAAAAAUCACAGAAAACCGCUGUGAAUGUAGCAUGGCACUUUAUUCAAUAGAACCCUAAACAUGUAGAUUGUUCUGGCAUAAAUAAAUUCUGUCUGAAUAAUU